Messenger RNA from Metarhizium brunneum ARSEF 3297, 882 nucleotides. RefSeq lists its product as uncharacterized. The record is from RefSeq and is a predicted model, not a curated record. Lineage: Eukaryota; Fungi; Ascomycota; Sordariomycetes; Hypocreales; Clavicipitaceae.
AUGGCCCCUUUCAAGACGAUUCUCACAUUGGCUUUGGCCUCCACGGCCCAAGCAGGCAUUACAGUCGUCUGGCAAGGCGGCAGUUGUUCCAACCCAACAGGCCCAACCAUUGACAUUAGCCCCGAGGGAGUCAAUACCUGCACACUGUACAACUUCUUCCCCAACAACGACCCCAGGGGCCACGUCACCGUCACCACGAGCGGUGGUCCCAACGGCGUUGCCAUUUUCCAGCUCCCGCAGAGCCAGGAAGACCAGCACAUCCAGUGCGGUUCAUUACAGGGCAUCUUCCACCAGUCGGGAUGCUACGACUCCGUCACGCCCGCGCUGGAUGUCGUCACCGCCGAGUGCGACCAAACGGGCUGCAAUAACCUGGCCGGCAUCCCGUCAGGCAAGCUAGUGGCAUCCAUUCCGUCCACUCCCGCCAAGAGGGCAAAGCGAGGCGCAGAGGGCAGCUUCACGUCUCGACGACGAGACUCGUGCAGCGGGUCGACGAGUGUGACGUGCGACGACUGCGUUAGCUGUCUCGCCCAGGGUGCUCGGGUUUCGCCCUUCAUCAGCUGCCCCGGCCAAGGCAACUCGUGCUCCGUCCAGCUGUCCCACUCGGUCACGGUGACGGAUUCCUUCAGCAUGUCUGUCGGCGCGGCGGACGUAUUCACCGCCUCGGUGGACGUCUCUCACUCCAUUGCCGUGACAAACGGCGACUCGGAAACCUUUACGGUUAGUCCUGGCCAGGCGGGAUUUGUGCAGUACGAACCACUGGCUCAGUGCGGCACCAAGACUGUACAUAACGGCGACGGCUCCGUCUGCGCGCAGGCCAAGGGUACUUUUAUCCUCGACAACCAGGGCGCCGGUGGUCAACUAUCGUUUGUUCGAUCAAACUAG